AUGUCCCGCUGGCACUCAUCGUCGUGCUUAGAGCCUGAUGUUUUUCUCGUGAACCAAGUGCCUCACUGUCGUGCCUGUGAGACAAGCGCAUUUAUCGCCCUAUCCGACAUCAACACUUCCAACGCCAAAUCCGAGCUGGAUAUACCGCCCGACGAAGUUGACAGCAAGCUUAACCUCCACUGGCCCUCUAACAUAAAUUGGGAUCACCAGAACGAGCCAUCAAACGAUACACAGACAGAGCUUUCGCCUAAUCGACUACAUUCAAAGAUUGUGGGUCCCAAUGAGGCUGAAUCGGUGUUACCGUCCUCGCCAGUAUACAACAAAUGUCUUGAGCGUAGCGAGAUUCGGUUGAUAUAUCUCGAAGCAGUACUAGACCAGGAUUUACCUAUACACGUUUGUCUUGAAGUGUAUGAACAUGAAUUGUGCCCUGAGUAUGAGACAGUAUCUUACACAUGGGCAUCUGAAGACGGUGACAACAAUCGCGCACAACCGAUAUAUAUUGGACCGUUCUGGGACGUCAUUCUUCAAACGCGAAAUUUCACUGCUCUUCUCCGCUAUUUGCGACCUUCUCGGGGCUUUAGACUUGUGUGGAUCGAUGCCAUUUCCAUCAACCAAAGAGACUUGGUUGAGCGCAAUAAUCAAGUUGCAAGAAUGGGCGAUAUAUAUCGAGCAUGCACGCGGACUAUAGUAUGGCUUGGGCACGACCUAGUGGACCGCAAAGCAACUGCUCGGAAAAAGGUCCCUCUCGAACUUUUUAACCAGGUUUUGAAGUCCAGUCCCGAGGAGUCUGCCUUGGAUAUAGAAAGUGUUCUUAAGCGAAAAUACUUUCAGCGGAUUUGGGUGAUCCAAGAACUUACUCUUGCUCCUUCAUCUGUUUUUCCUAUAGCCGGAGUGGACUUUCUGGGCGCACACCGGACUCCAUCGGGAAUACUUAAAUCAGUAUCUCAAUGGAAAUUUUUCGAGGACACCCCAGCCUCGUGGUUUCAACAUACGCAUCAAAUUUCCUACCCGAUUGAUUGGAGUCUUCUAGAGAUACUAAAGCAAAUGUCUCAUUCGGAAGUUGAAGCGACCGAUCCUCGUGACAAGAUAUUUGGGAUUCUUGGUUUGAUCCCGCACUCGCGGACUCCCUGCAGUCUUCUGAAUCCUGAUUAUUCUCUUUCUAAUAUGGCGACACUCAUUGGCGUUUCCGCUCAUCUUUUGCUGAAUCUCCGUCGACCCCAGUUAUUGCUAGCUAGCGUAGGGUCAAAAGCACGAUCACCAUGGCCCACGUGGGUGCCUGACUGGAGAACCAACUGGCUCAAAGCGCCGAUAAGACAAGAGUUACAUCUUCCUGAUAAGGACUACAGCCCUUUACUGGACUCACAUGCUGCAAAUCGAGCUGAAAUUGGAACUAUUUACGUUUGUGACAUAAGGUUUUAUGUACCAUCUCUUUAUAGUAAAAGUAGUAUCUACCACAGAAGAGCUGCAGUCGGCCUCGAUAAACUUUGGUCAAGCGGAAACUCAGUUCGAAGUUAUGAUGGUGGUUUGA
Hymenoscyphus albidus is the source of this 1528-nucleotide messenger RNA. NCBI's taxonomy places the organism in Eukaryota, Fungi, Ascomycota, Leotiomycetes, Helotiales, Helotiaceae. The record is from the annotation of a GenBank genome assembly.